CAAACAUCCCUGUAAGAUGGCGGCGCUGUGACGGGCAGUCCCUUUGCUCCUUCCUGACUUGUCCGAGGCUCCAGGUUUUGGUCCACGUGAUAUGAGCCGCAGAGCGGGGACCUUAGGCCAUGGAGAGAUCGCCGGAAGAUGCGGGAGGGAGCCCGGCCACCCUGUUCCAGCUGUCCGCCCAGGCGGUGACCGCAGACAUGGAGCGGCUGGAGGAAGACGUGUGGGGGCUCCCGUCUGUCGUCCUUCAGGGCCUCCUCCCGAUGCUUAAUAUCUAUUACCUGGAGAGGAUCGAGGCGGCAGCCGUGCGGAAAGGGCUCUCCACACAGUCCGUCUGGUGUAAGUUGUGGAAGGACAUCAUGAAGAGUAAACCGUCCCGACUGGUGACAGUGAUGUGCUGGAGGAAGAAGUUCCUUGAAGCGUUUUUCCACAAUGUCCUUCGCGGGAUCCUUGACGUGUCCUCUGACCGGCGGCUGCACGACCGCCGCUUCUCCCCGCUGGUGCACAGCGCGCGCCAUGUCUCGGAGCUGACCAUCUGUAACAAGCAGCAGGAGGUGACGGAGCUGACCCCCGCCCUGCUGCAGAGCCUGGCCCAGUCUGCGGAGGCGCUGAAGUUCCUGCACCUGCGCUCGUCUGACCCCGACACCCAGAAGUGCCUGCGCCUGCUGCUGCACCACCUCAUCCACCACGGCCACGUCAACAAGGUGUCGGUGCUGUCCUGGCCCUGUCCUGACAACCAGCUGCUGGACCUGAUCCUGACAAUGAGCGCCGGCUACUGGCAGCCUGCCCCAGACUGCCCCUGCAGCUCCUGCCUCCCGGCUGACAGCGCCCCCGGCAGCAGCGAGGAGCGGAGCGGCGCCAUGUUAAGCCUGCAGCCCCUUAAUAUCAGCCAGAAUGUCCCUGCCUCAUCUACCUCAUGUGGGGGCCCGGGCGGGGGCCACUCCUCUGAGCCCAGUGACUUGUAUGACUUCAUUUUUAGUGUUUCAGCAGUGGAAGAGAGCGCCCCCGAGGCCUCCUGUGUGGAAGGGGUGAGAAGUGUGGGGGCGUCACCGUUAUCUGGGGCCGUGCUUUUCAAGAGUGUCAAAGCACUCAACCUACAUAACAUCCCCCUUACUUUACCCUCCUGUCGCUCUCUGUGCCGCCUGCUGCGCUCGUGGACGUCCCUGGAACGGCUGACUAUGGCGUACAACGAUCUAGGGGCCAAUAUCGCUCUGGUUUUGGAGGCGUUGUCUGCCCUGUCGCGGUCUCCUGGCUGCUGCCUCAGGGUCUUCUCUCUGAGUGACAUCACCACCUACGUCCCCAUGCUGGAGCUGGUGCAGACGUUGCUCAGGAACCUCCCGAACCUUCAUCUGUUGUCCCUCAGCUACGACCUGGAGAGUCAGAGUGACUGGGAGAGUCCUGGUGCUGGAGCCGCGCAGUGCGCAGACAAUGGCUUACAGCAGCUGGAGCUCCGCUUUCCUCAUGACCCUGUGCGGGUGGAGCAUCUGGUGCCCGUGCUGAAGGCGUCCUCCUCCCUGGUGGAGCUCUCUCUGGACAAUGCCACCUUUUCAGACCAGGACGAUCUGAGGCGCGUUCUGCGGGUGAUUGCAGACUGUAACGUUCUACUUCGGAGGCUGGGUUUCCAUGAUAUGAAGAUGUCGGACGCUCCCCGUGAGAUUUUGCACUUACUUAGUCUUUCCAGACUUGAAGAAAUUAAGUUCUCGUUCUGCCGCCUCUUCGAGACGUCGUCGGCUGAUUUUGUCGCAGAGUUUGUCGCCGCUGUCAGAAGAAACCCGUCUGUGAGGAUCCUGACGCUUAACGGGAACCGCCUGGGUAAUGAUGGGCUGUGUGCACUGGCUGAGCUCUACUCCCCCGACUCCCGCUCUGGAAUCAUCUACUUGGAUGUCAGCUCCAACUGCAUUAAGCCGGACGGCCUGCUGCGCUUCACUAAGAAGCUGGAGGGGUUCGGGAAACUCCCGCUGCGGCAGCUGGACAUCUCGCAGAACCUACUGGACCGGGACCCUGUACUCGCCAGGGAGGCCCUGCAGGCUCUGGAGGGUGUCUGUCGGGUGGUCCGUGAUAGCUGGGACUCCAGCCAGGCCUUCUCUGACCAUGUCAGUGUCAUGUGACGUCAGGCUGCUCACCCCGGGGAUUGGGGUGAAUGAGAAGCUGAGGCAGAAACCCCC
Bufo bufo (common toad) is the source of this 2162-nucleotide messenger RNA. RefSeq names its product leucine rich repeat containing 41 (gene LRRC41). Gene Ontology annotation, molecular function: protein binding. The coding region runs from base 120 to 2105 and encodes 661 amino acids. The transcript has 10 exons. Gene Ontology annotation, cellular component: cytoplasm; nucleus. NCBI's taxonomy places the organism in Eukaryota, Metazoa, Chordata, Amphibia, Anura, Bufonidae. The record is from RefSeq and is a predicted model, not a curated record.